Molecule: messenger RNA, 615 nt
Organism: Trichoplax adhaerens
Lineage: Eukaryota; Metazoa; Placozoa; Uniplacotomia; Trichoplacea; Trichoplacidae
Exons: 1
Coding region: 1-615 (204 amino acids)
Biological process (GO): glutathione metabolic process
Molecular function (GO): glutathione transferase activity
Source: RefSeq, a predicted model, not a curated record
AUGACACAUAUAAGAUUGAUUUAUUUUAAUGUUGAAUUACGCGCUGAAUUAAUCAGGCUUAUUUUAGCCCACGGCGAGAUUGAAUUUGAAGAUGUGCGAUUUGAGAAAGAAGAUUGGCCACGCAUCAAAGAACAAAAUGAUUUCUUAUUCGGCCAAGUACCCAUACUGGAAGUCGAUGGUGUCCAAAUUGCCCAAAGUUCUGCCAUUGUACGCUAUGUCGCUAGAAUGGCUGGAUUAGCCGGUAAAGAUAGUUUAGAGCAAGCCAAAGCGGAUAUGUUAGCCGACGCCUUUUGCAAUGAUAUUCUUGAAAAAUUUUACCGGAUUGCUUUCUUUGAGCGCAAUGAAGAAAAGAAAACACGCUUGGAGUGUGAAUUUCGCGAUUGUAUUAUGCCCGAUUUCUUAGAUCGUUUAGAACGAUUCUAUAUUCGAGAUGGUGGAGAUUUCUUACUUGGUGACCAACUAACUUAUGCCGAUUUAGCAUUUUAUCGUAUGAUCAAUCUAUGUAAACGCUAUUUAAGGUGUAGUCAUCCUAAACUACGUGAUCUUUAUCAUAAAGUCUCCAGCUUGCCCAAUAUUGCCAAAUGGGAGCAAAGUAAGCCUAAAACCCGAUUUUAA